UGUUCCUCCAUUAUAUAUUUACACUGCCCCGGGACAGUAGCUCCAGCUGUAUACUCUCUCCGGAAGACUUCUGUCACUGCCAUUAAAGUUUGUAGCCGACCUUGUUGCUCGUCUUCUCCCCCUCACUGCCAUUAAGUAUCUGUUGAACAGACUUCCCCUUUCCAUUCCCAAAUUGCAGCGGGGAUGGACCGGAGUACGAGUGAAAACAAGUACCGCCCGCCGCCAAGAUUUGAUUUUGAUGCUCUAGUGUCGAUCAAGCCCCGAUUUUUAGAGGUUCCGUUUCGGAAAAUUUUGCAGAUGGAGCUUGUGGAUACGGAUCCAUGGCUGCGGGCUUCAAUGGAGGCUAUGUGGCGGCAGGGAGUCCCCGCGUUCACAGAGGGGGCGUGGGGUGCGGAGCUUGUUUCCAGGUUGGAGAUGAGAUGCAAGAACGCGAACAUCUGUAGCAGAGGAGGAGUGAAGGUGACAUUGACAGACCUCAACAAGAGCAACAGCACCGAUUUCGUCCUCAGUGGCCCCGCUUUCAUGGCCAUGGCGAGGAAUGGCAUGGCGCGAGAACUCAACAAGCUCGGCAUUCUCGACGUGGAAUACAAGAGGAUUCCUUGCGACUACGAGAGCAAGAAUCUAUCGAUCAGAGUGGAGGAGAACAGCAGGAGGCCAAACUACUUGGCCGUCAAGUUCGUGUACCAGGGAGGCCAAACUGACAUAGUAGGAGUCGAUGUAGCCCGGGUCGGUGCGUCGAAUUGGCAGUUCAUGAAGCGGGAUUAUGGUCCGGUGUGGAGCACGAGCCGCGCGCCGGCUGGGCCGCUGCAGUUUCGGAUGGUCGUGACCGCCGGCUACGACGGCAAAUGGGUUUGGGCGCGGACCGCAGUCCUGCCGAGUGACUGGAACGCCGGUUCGGUCUACGAUUUGGGGGUUCAGAUCGACGACGUCGCCCAGGAAGGGUGCGACCCUUGCGACACGCGAGACUGGAAAUGACGUCAGCACAUCUUUUUUUUAAUGUAUCUUUUCUCCUUGUUUUAAGGCAAGAGUCUUGUAAUGUAUGUGUUUUUUAUGCCAUGAUUAAAAAACAAAAAACAUCAUCCAAGAUUUACUGCAAGGAAAUCUGGAUAGAAAA
Messenger RNA from Zingiber officinale, 1114 nucleotides. Its product is annotated as expansin-like A2. The transcript is spliced from 5 exons. Bases 184 to 975 code for a protein of 263 amino acids. Lineage: Eukaryota; Viridiplantae; Streptophyta; Magnoliopsida; Zingiberales; Zingiberaceae. Gene Ontology annotation, cellular component: extracellular region. The record is from RefSeq and is a predicted model, not a curated record.